AAAAGACGACGCCGCGUCGUUUGGCAUCAAAAACGAGGAAAACUCAAAUUUAUUUAAUUUUAUUUUGGAGAAAAAGAGAAAGAACGUUGCGAAACUUUGUGACGUCUCGCUCCCACACUGUCAACUUUGCUGUGUGAGUGAGACAGAGAGUGUAUGAAACUUCGCGAUGUCUCGCUCCCACACUGUCAAAUUUGCUGUGUGAGUGAGACACAUUGCUGCAAAAUCAUAGUUUUCUCUUGCUCACACUUUUUGUUUUUCACGAUUUUCUCGCAUUUUCCGGCGAAUUUUCCAUCCGGGUGUGGUUUUUCGAGCGUAGGAGGCGACGUCGCGUCGUUUGGCAUCAAAAACGCAGAAAAUUCAAAUUUUGCCGAAAAAAAAUUUUUCCCAGAGUGUAAAAAGCCAAAAAAUGAAAUAGCAACAGCAACAGUCCCUCUCGCUCGCACAUCGUUCACUACAUUAGCACAUGUCGCAUGUUCAAAUGGAUGUUAGUUACAAUACAAGCUGAUUCAGCAGACGAACAAAAAUCAAAAUAAAUUUUGCGACUGCGUUUUUUUUCUAGAAAAAUCUCCCAAAAUUUUCCGUGAUUUGUUAUUUUUAGUGAAGAACGUAAACACCUAAAGUACAGUGAAACUACGUCACAAAUUGUGAAAUUUCUGGAAAAUCUGAAAAGAACGAAAAAAAAGGAGCUAAAAAAUGCUUUCCCGGCUCGUCCUGUCGGGUUCUUCUGUCACGGGGGCCUUUGCAAGGUCUAUUAAAUCCUCGCAUACUCUUGUUAUUCGUCAGUUUGGCCGUGAAGCAAGGGAAAAUGUUGCAAGUCGAGUGGGAACGCGCACCCGACCGAGUCUCAAGGAGAGAAUUAUGGCACCAGCUGGUCCCAAUGCCUUCAGCAUGGGCAAGGGGGCUCUAGCUGGUGGGUCAGCACUUGGCUUGGGGGCUCUGUGCUUCUACGGACUUGGAUUGGGGAAGGGAACGAGUGUUCUUAACAAUUCAAUGCUGUGGCCGGAGUAUGUUAAACAGAGAAUCCACACCACGUACCUCUACUUUGGAGCAUCCCUCGGCAUUACGGCGCUUACAGCCAUGGCUGCUUUCCGUUCACCAGCAAUCCUCAAUGUUGUCAGCCGGAAUGGAUUCCUGGCAAUUGCUUUGAUGAUGGGUGCAGUGGUUGGAUCAGGAUCAAUAGCUCAAUCAAUUCCAUACAGUGGAGGCAUUGGAGCGAAACAAUUCGCCUGGGCAGUUCACUGUGCCAUCUUGGGAGCUGUUAUUGCACCCCUCUGCUUCGUUGGAGGCCCCAUUCUCACCCGCGCAGCCCUCUAUUCAACUGGAGUUGUCGGAGGACUCUCCACCGUUGCUGUUUGUGCUCCAAGCGAUAAAUUCCUCUACAUGGGAGGACCCCUGGCUAUUGGAUUGGGUGUUGUGUUUGCAUCGAGUCUCGCUUCAAUUUGGCUUCCACCAACAACAGCCCUGGGUGCUGGACUUGCCUCCAUGUCUCUCUACGGAGGCCUUCUGCUCUUCAGUGGUUUCCUCCUGUAUGACACACAGAGAAUUAUCCGGCGAGCUGAAACACAUCCAAUGUACGCAAUGCAACCUUUCGACCCCGUCAACUGCGCAAUGUCAAUUUAUAUGGAUACUUUGAACAUCUUCAUCAGGAUUGUUUCUCUUCUGGCGGGAGGUGGUGGUAAUCGUAGAAAAUAGAAUUAAAUUCUAAAUGUAAAAUGUUAUUCUCAAAAUAAAAUCUCAACGGAAACUCA
Lutzomyia longipalpis is the source of this 1748-nucleotide messenger RNA. RefSeq names its product growth hormone-inducible transmembrane protein-like. The transcript has 5 exons. Gene Ontology annotation, cellular component: mitochondrial inner membrane. The record is from RefSeq and is a predicted model, not a curated record. Lineage: Eukaryota; Metazoa; Arthropoda; Insecta; Diptera; Psychodidae. The coding region runs from base 694 to 1692 and encodes 332 amino acids.